AUGUCCUCAUUGAAUCCGAGCUCGUCGCUGCCGUCGUCUCUAGAUGAGCUAUCCUACCAUGGAGCCUCCGCCCUUUACCUCCCCCUGGUCACCGUCGCAAACCCCCCGCACGAGGUCGCGGUGCAGGUCCACCCGACGAACAUAUCCAUGACCCUCGUCGAGAGCGUCGAUGACCUCGAGGCCCUCCACUGGUUCUGGGUCAAGCUGGGCCCGUCGCCAGUGACUAGGGCCUUGAUCGAUGCCCUCCCGGUGGUCUCUACGCCGGAGACGGGCCUGGAGUGCUCGAUCUGCGUGGUGGAGUACGAGAUCAACGCAGCAGUCAAGGAGAUGUCGUGCAGCAACCGGUUCCACCGCAGCUGCAUUUACAUGUCAGGGGAUCCUAAUGUUUAG
Molecule: messenger RNA, 390 nt
Organism: Striga hermonthica
Lineage: Eukaryota; Viridiplantae; Streptophyta; Magnoliopsida; Lamiales; Orobanchaceae
Source: the annotation of a GenBank genome assembly